Molecule: messenger RNA, 5994 nt
Organism: Varanus komodoensis (Komodo dragon)
Lineage: Eukaryota; Metazoa; Chordata; Lepidosauria; Squamata; Varanidae
Product: protein MTSS 1-like
Exons: 11
Coding region: 943-2280 (445 amino acids)
Biological process (GO): positive regulation of actin filament bundle assembly; adherens junction maintenance; plasma membrane organization
Cellular component (GO): cytoplasmic side of plasma membrane; actin cytoskeleton
Molecular function (GO): phospholipid binding; actin binding
Source: RefSeq, a predicted model, not a curated record
GGCGCUACGGCAGAGAGAAAAGACUUGUAGUGGAGCUGGGAGGGGAUUGUAAGCUGAGGAAUCGGCACGCUGGAGUGCAUUUUGGGUGGGAAGGGGCUUUCUUUGUGCUUUGGCUUGCUACCUUGGGGAGGGGGGGUUAUCUAAAAAGCAGCAGAUCUGGUGCUUGCGAAUAAAAGCACCGCAGUUAAUCUUCCUGUCCUCUCCCUCUGAUAGGCUUGAUACAUUCAAUGCAAUAGGGGUAUUUUUGGCUGGGUUUUUUGGGUGGAGGUAUUUGCUUAAUUUUUAUUUUUGCAGAGGGCUGCUGUUUUUUAAUUGGAAUUUAAUUUUUAUUUCUUUAGGAGAAACAGCCGAUUUGGCGAACGAGUUUUGGGUGGUUGUUCUGUGUGUUACGCGUGUGUAUGCAAGAUCGGAUCUGCAGCUGUUAAAUGAAUAGUUGGAUGCGGGGGAGGGGGUUGUCGGGGGAGGCAGCAGACCUUCUGGUGCAUCCGAUGCAUUUUUAAACAGCUCGCGUUGCUGCUCUUCUCCAGUUGAGAUCGGUCCUGCCUACUUGUUGUGCAUGUGGGGGCAUGAGUCAGAAUGGAAAGCGAUGGGUUCUGCUGCUAUCCUUGUGUGUGGGGGAUAGAGACGUCUUGAUCUUUUCUCGGGGUGGGAUUGCAAUAGCGGUGUGUUAACCACCAAAUACCAAUAAUACAGCAGGCUAACAAGCUGGAGAGGCGCAAAGCAGGGUUAGGUUAGCUCUUGGAUCUGCUGCGUUUGAGAUUGAAUUCUUCGCUGCUUUUUCACUAGAAGGCAAACUCGGAUUUUUCUUAUUCCCCCCCCGAGGUAGCAAUUGAAGCGAGAGGUUUUAUUAUAUAUAUAUUUAGGGUGCGCGCGCGGGGGGAGCUGAGAUUGCUAGUGAAAGCACAACAGUUUUCUUCGUGUCCUUCUGAGCUGGGGGGAAAAAUGGAGGCUGUGAUAGAAAAGGAAUGUAGUGCGCUUGGAGGACUCUUCCAGACCACCAUCAGUGACAUGAAGGGAAGCUAUCCAGUUUGGGAAGACUUCAUCAACAAAGCGGGGAAACUGCAGUCACAACUUAGGACGACGGUAGUAGCAGCAGCUGCCUUCUUGGAUGCUUUUCAGAAAGUGGCUGACAUGGCGACCAACACACGUGGAGCUACCAGAGAAAUUGGCUCUGCUCUGACCAGAAUGUGCAUGAGGCACAGAAGCAUUGAGUCGAAGCUCAGGCAGUUUUCAAGUGCUUUAAUUGACUGUCUGAUAAACCCACUCCAAGAGCAGAUGGAAGAGUGGAAGAAAGUGGCCAAUCAACUGGAUAAAGACCAUGCAAAAGAAUACAAAAAAGCCCGCCAGGAGAUAAAGAAGAAAUCUUCAGACACAUUGAAACUACAGAAGAAAGCAAAGAAAGGUAGAGGAGACAUCCAGCCUCAGCUGGACAGUGCAUUACAGGAUGUGAAUGAUAAAUACCUACUUCUCGAAGAGACAGAGAAACAGGCUGUUAGAAAGGCCCUAAUUGAAGAACGUGGCAGAUUCUGUGCAUUUAUUUCUAUGCUGCGGCCUGUGAUUGAAGAGGAAAUAUCCAUGCUUGGAGAAAUAACUCAUCUACAGACCAUAUCAGAAGAUCUGAAGAGCCUCACCAUGGAUCCUCACAAGUUACCACAGUCAAGUGAACAGGUAAUUCUAGAUUUGAAAGGUUCUGAUUAUGGCUGGUCCUAUCAGACUCCUCCAUCUUCUCCCAGCACUACCAUGUCUAGAAAAUCUAGUGUUUGCAGCAGUCUGAACAGUGUUAACAGUAGUGACUCCCGGUCAAGCGGCUCGCACUCUCACUCACCCAGUUCACACUAUCGCUACCGCAGCUCCAAUCUGCCUCAGCAGGCACCAAUGAGGCUUUCCAGUGUGUCCUCGCAUGACUCCGGAUUCAUGUCCCAGGAUGCUUUUCAGUCCAAGUCGCCAUCCCCGAUGCCUCCAGAAGCACCCAACCAGUUGUCUAAUGGCUAUUAUCACUGUAGUUUGUCCAGUGGCCCAUCCUUAGCCUCAGUUGGUGCAGGCCCUUCCCCUCAUAUCCUGUCUGUCUCCCACGCAUGGACCCGGGCUUCUUCCUCCACCCUCCUUCCAGACUACGCUCAUUAUUACACCAUUGGGCCAGGCAUGUUACCAUCAUCUAAGAUCCCUAGCUGGAAGGUUUGUGUUUCUUUUGUUUCUGUCACAUUCUCUCCUUUCCAUUCCCACCCCACCCAACUCUACUGCAAGAUUUUGCUUCUGAAAUAUCAUUUAAUUCUCGGUUGAUUUUUCCUCCCUUCAGCACUUAACACCAUUCUGAAUUUCCUGUCUGAGAGGGGAUUCUUCCCUGCCUCAUAACCCCAGUAAAUCAAUAAAUAAGAGAACUUGGUGUUAUUUGAAUCAGCAUGUCGACAGCUUUACAAUCUAUGCAGUGCAUCGAGAGUUCAGGAUACAUCUAAUUCAAAAGUUGGCGCUCGCAAGAUAACUUGUUGAUGUGACCUAACAGAGUGCAUGCAUGUGUUAAUUGAAUAUUGAAGCUGCUUCUCUGUAUUGACUUUUUUACAGGGAUGAUCCCAUGAGCAGGACUUGUGGAUCUUGAACAUGGCUUCAUCCCUGAAAAAAGCUUGGCAGAAAGCUGCUGUUAGUUUUCCCAUGUGUGUGCACUCCAUAGGAUCAUGCCAAGAAGGACUUCCUGCUAGCGCCAAACAUAGCAGGAGAACUGGCCUCUUAAAAUGGAUUUGUUGUGUAGGGUUUAUAUGUAUAAACAUAUAUCUAUGGAGUAUGUUUGCUAGGUUUUUAAAAUAUGCUUUAAAGGGAGUGUGUUUGGGAAGAGGGGGGAAGUGUAAGUGCAGAUGAUGGCAGAGAGAACUUGAGCACGGACCCUCAUGCUCUAGACAUCUGACCCUUGUCUGUCUGUCCCAGGACACACUGAGAACAGACUCCAGAGUACAGAAUACUUGCAUCUCAUGUGAAGGAGGCAUAUACAUGUGCUUUUCUGUAUGUAAAAAUAUGCAGAAUCAGUGGCCAAGAAAUAGUUAUGCCUCUGUUCUCGUUUAAAGAAAAAUGCAGUGAUUUACACCCUUGAACUUGACACGUUAUGCAUGGGUAUUUCUACAUAAAUAGAAAAAAAAGCAUGAGAAACAGCCCUGGGAACACUCACCUAAACUCUGAAUGCUGAAGCUAAGUUUCAGUACUUUUAAAAUUAAAGUACUUUUUUGUUUGCUGUACCAUACAAAAAGGAACAUGGGCACACACAUGGGUGUACUGUAAGUGGGUGGAUAGCAGCUACAUGAAAUGUUUAACUGAAUCCAUAUAAUGGGCAGAUUCUGGGCUGCUCUAGUGGAGUGGUGCGUAUCAGUUCAAUGCUGCCAAUUGUUGUUCAAGCCUUCAGAAUUGUAAGAAUCCAGAGAAAGUAGUAGCUUGCUAGUCCUCUCCUAUUCCUGACUUAGCUCAUCAAUGUUAUUUGCCUCCAGAGAAGUUCUGGUUAGACUCUUCCACAGACUCUUCCUUUUAGCAAAUAGUAUUUGACUCUUUAUGGGCUCACAGAGUUUCAUUUAUAUUAUUUCAAUAAUUCUUAUACAUGCCUUAUACGGCUUACUGGUAUUAUAAUCUUCUCUUUACUGCAGAUGAGGUAGUGGAGGCAGCUGCAGGUGGGAGAGUGUCUCAGAUUUUUGGAAUGGAUUUCAGUCUCCACCCAGUAAGCUUUUUUCAAUGGACUGGAGUCUCUGAAAUUGUUUGGGUAACACAUUACACUACAGUGUGUAGCAGCAUUCAGGUUAGAAGGAGCCAGCUGGCUUAAAUUUCCAUCAAAAGAGGCUCCAACUUAUUGAAGGCUGGUUCCCAUAUUGGAUGGGAACCAUAAAAUUCAUGACUAGGGUAAUGCUUCACAUCCACAAAAAAGAAUUCAGGUUUGUGUCUCCAAAAUGAAAACCUGCAGUUAUCAUUCAGAUCCACUUGUGAUAGAUUUUGAGCUCCACCUUUCACAGUCUCAGAGCAGAAUGUGAAUGCAUAAUUCCUGCCAUUUCAUUUGCAGAUACCAUUUCUCCUCUAGCACAGGCAGAUGGCAGUACCUUUGCAGUGGCAUUCAACAGCACAGAUCAGCCUCUUCCUUCCCAAUAUAGAUAUACCACAGAUAAACAAUAGAUUGUCUUCCGUAAAAGCUCUGGGUACUAUGGCCAAUGAACUCAUGGCAGUUGCUCAUAACUGCAUACAGAAGUGGCCCUCUCUACUUACUGGGGUCCGCUGUUCAUUCUCCGAGUGUUUUCCUUUUCUGUCCAAUAGGAAGUGGGCUUUUUAAAGAAAGCAGUGAGUCUCUGGGCCAGACCAGGAGAUGGAUGGAUGGAUGGAUGGAUGGAUGGAGUUAGUUAGUGCCUGUCUUAUACAUAAAAGUCUCAGGACAGUGGAUCUUUCCCCACCUCAAGGCGACAAGAGCAUUGACAAGAGAUAGGAGACCUCUUAAGUGUGGUUUACUGGCCAGUUACAGAGGGAUCACAUUUCAGCAAGCUAUAUCAAGAAGGAAUAAGUGUGUGUGCAUGCGCCAAGCAUGAGGGGAGUCAGAGCCCACUGGGGGCUUUGUCAGGGCUCAGCUGGAGUGUAUGUUGGCCCUGGUCCAUGUGUUAAGGGCAUGGUAAUUGGUGUCCUCUGCAUGUUGUUCUCUGAACCCUUGGGGUAAUUGUCCCCAAGCUGGUACCUCCCAAAUGUGUUGGAUUACAACUCCCAUGAUGCCCAGCCAGCAUUGCCACUGUCCAUCUGCCACUGGGUUGGGGAAGGCUAAGCUAGGGCAUACUUCCCAACCUAGUGUCUUCCUGAUGUUUUGGGUCACAUCUCCCAAAUGUGAGAUGUGGGCAUAUUGGCUUUGGAGGAUGUAAUCCAAAAGAUCUGGAGAGCAUUCUGUUAAGGACAAAUGACUUAAUUCUUAGACAGUUUCAGUGCUAUGACAGAUUUCGCACUUCAGUGUGAAAUGUGAAAUGGCUGUGAAUGUUUGUCUACCCAGAAAGUGGUCCAAAGAGCCCCAAUAUUGUAGUUGGCUCUGGAUGUAAGCAAGUCAAGGGCAUUCUUGUCCUUGGGUUGAGAGUGUUAUACUUCAGAGGAAGAGAUGAAUGAUCAGAGACAUAUAGGGUCUCUCUAUGGUCAAGGAACUUCCAGAAAGAGAAAGAAUUAAAUUCUGAUGCAAACCUAGCGCAUCACAUCCCUGAUUUUUUCUGAAGUUUUUUUUUUUUUUAAUCUUUCCUUUGCAACUUGGCAGAAAGGGUGUCAUGAGCCUAACGGUUAGUACAGCAGCCAGCACAAUGUAAACAGAAGCACCAACAGGAUGGAAAGUGAGGGAGGGACAAAAUUUCAAACCAGCUUCUCAGCCUGAGUAUAGCGUACUCUGGGUGGCAGCCAGGAAUACAGCUCUGAAAAUUGGAUGAGCAAGCCAUAUCUAUGGCUUUUCCCUGUUCAUAUAUUUUGCAGUAUUUGAGUUGAGGGAAGGGGGAUUCUCCACUGCAGUUAGGAAUGUGUCUCUCUCUGCAAAAUACCAUCUGCAUGUAUUGACUGGUACUAUAUUUAAGGUUAGAAAAAUGUUAGGAGGGCAUUCGGGAAUGGUGGACCGGCCUGUGCCGCACCAUUCCUGGCGGAACAGACAUACCGAGCCAGUUCAAGUACAGUGAUCCUGGCCAGGAACAGGGCAGGGCUCCGUGCACUCUGCUGUGCAGGUACCAGCUUCAGUGUCUCUACCUGGUUCAUUUAAACCCAUCUCCCAACACAUCCAAAUGUGCAGCUGUAGCUUAAUGUCUGUUUGCAGAUCAGGAUCAAAGGAUUCGUAAAUAGAUACGAAGCCAUGGUGCCUGUUUUCAUACCUACAGGGCAAACCCUGGUUUAAAGGAAUCAGGACUGAAGCCAUGCUGCGGAGGAGAGCUGAGGCAAGGGAGAGCCAUGUGGGCCUGGCUCCUGUUCCUGGCUGCCUUAACUGUGGCACAGCAAGUUUGAUUGUUACGUCCAGAUGAGUCCUCUCUCUGG